Messenger RNA from Chilo suppressalis (striped riceborer), 1609 nucleotides. The record is from the annotation of a GenBank genome assembly. Lineage: Eukaryota; Metazoa; Arthropoda; Insecta; Lepidoptera; Crambidae.
CCAGAGGGGAAAGAACCAUCUCGAGCUCUAAAAUCACGAAAUCUGUGGGCGAUCCACUAAUUGAAUAAACGAACGGCUUCCUGCGCUGAUUGCCAGCGGAGUCUGAUGGACGCAUCUACUGGUGUGUGUGCUGCUGUGACAGUGAUGUUGCUCUUCGUGAACAGUGGUUUGUGUUGUGUGCAGUGAUUAUAAGUGAAUUCAACAUAUAAACUUCAUCAACAAUGUGGAGAAUCAGUAGUUCAAUUGCUCUCGCUAUCUUCGUGUUCUGGUGUACUAUCAGCGAGAGCUUGACACAGUUGGAUGGGCUAACAGAUGCAAAACCAAAGAGAUGCAGCCACGAGCGGGCAUACGAGAUGUAUGGUGCCUACUGCGUGGGACUAAAGCUGCACGAAAUACCAAGCCUCAAAAGUGGAAUUGAGAUCCUCGACUUCAGCGAGAAUAGAUUACAGGAACUAAAAGCUGAUACUUUCUCUAGCUACACGAGUUUAAAAUACUUAUACUUGGCGGAGAACCAGAUGUAUAAUAUAGAUAAAGACGCAUUCGCGCCUCUUGGCUAUUUGCAAACAUUGGAUCUCUCCAAUAAUGUAAUAUUUAACUUGCCACAGACAAUCUUCCAACUGCCGUCGUUACGAAAACUCUACCUCAAGGACAAUCCGCUCCUCCAUCUUAGUUUACCAAAAUUGCAGCUUCACAAACCCAUCAAUGCGCCGUUGGAGCUUUUGGAUAUUUCAAAUUGCAAAAUACUUGUGUUACCGAAUUGGGGUCCUUUACCACAUCUGAUCCAUUAUAACAUUUCACAUAAUCCACUGUCCAUACUUGAACCGAGUCAUUUUGCAGCAAUGUGCAAAUUGGAAAAAGUGGAUUUAACAAGUGCCAUUGAUAAUUUGCCAUAUUGCGGCCUUAAACCUACGAUAAUUUGGUUGCAAGAAAAAAGAGUUUACUUCCAGCUUGAAGAUUAUUCUAAGUUAAAUGCAAAAGAAUUUAAUGACUGUCCCGCCGCAACAGAAGGAUUUGGAGUUCUCAACGCAACUCAUCAGCAAUGUAAAGCUUUACAUUUACAGUUUCAGAACCACAAAACAUCUCGGAGGACAUGGUUAAAUGUCGCCGGGGGCUUAGCAGGCUUCCUCAUCGGGUUCAUAUUGCUGCUGUAUCUAAUGCAUCGACAUAACGUCUCACAGACCAAGACGAAGGCUGAGAAGAUGAAGAAAGCUAUACCGACCAAUGAUUCUGACAAUCAGGCAAUGGUUCCGAUACUCAACGAAUUAAAUGAUGUUUCUAGGCUUUAACAAUUAAUUUGAACCAAAGAAAAAACCAAAUGUUUUGAUGAAGAUAUUGUUUGAUGAUAGAUAAAAAAAUAAAUUAUUGUAUUGUAGAUUAAUUCACCUAUAGCUGCUGAUAUCCUACUGAUAGUGACAGGUAAUCCAGCGAGCUAGAAUAUAUAAAAAAUAUACGAGACGGUGCUAUAAUUAAGAACUGCCUGGAGGAAAAUCCUUUUAGGUCAAAGCUGAAUUUUGAAAUGUCUUUACUCGAUAGAUACAACCUACAUAGGCAGUGUUUUCUAUAUGAUAUAGGUAUAAUAUUUAGUUCAGUAACAACUUUUAGAUCGGGC